CAAGCACUUUUUGACCACCGUGCGGGACAAGCGGAAAACAGAAUGAGAUAAAGGGAACACUAGAAAAAUAUUGUAUCAGCUGUUUGCGAUGUUUAUGUUCAUGGGCGCUGACAUGUUUAGAAAGGUUGUUUUUAAGAGAAUGGCGAAUGUACCAUUUUGGAAAUAGUUCGUUGGAAAUAUAAAAGAAAGCGAAAAGAGCUAGUGCAAGAAUUCCAUUGUGAUUGUAAAAAUUGUGUUAGAGAGACGUGUAAGGAAAUUGUAAUAUAUUUUAAAUGUGAAUUCGAAUGAUAUUUUAAUAUUAGUUUUUCUAAGAUAGGACAAAUUAUCGUUCCGACUGAUUGGUCGACUAAUAGUAUUGUGGUGACCAACUGUAUUUGAAGACGUACCGUGAGUAGAUGUUAAAUACGAACAAAACAAUGACAUUGAGACAAAAUAUUUCAUUCGAAUAGGUUGAUGACUGAAGGAAGCCGUUUGAAUUGACAACAUUCAAGUACAUCUCAUUGAGAACUUACCGUAAGUCACUUUUAAUUGUACUUAAAGCAGAAUUUGAUGAACAUUUUAUUCAGGACUAAGCGCCCAUCUAAGAACUGUGGUUUUGGACGGAAAAUUAAUAGAAUCAGGGAGAAACUUGUAAUCUUUAAAUUGUCUCACGAUAAAUUUUGAGGAUUUGUUUACUGAACCUGACUUCAACCUCCGGAAUCCGCCACAGAACAUUUUUAAAGAUUACAAAUGGCGACAAGAAUGGCCGAAGAUUACCAGUUCCCGUGCUGUGACCAAGGUAGCGACUUUGACUCCAGUGUUCGCUGCAAUAAAUGUGAAGAGUGGUACCAUUUUUGCUGCGUGAACGUAGAUGAAGAGGACGUCGAGGGUACUCUUUGGUUUUGCAACAAAUGUAUUUGUUCAGAGCCAUCACUCCUGGAAUCCUUUGGAGCAGCUGGACAAACCGCCACUCGUCGCCAACCGCAUAGGGCAGCCAAAAAGAAAGGUAGUAAAGAGCCUGCAGUCGGUAAGUCGAAAAUAACUACGAACAAGAAGCUUAGUAAUAGUAAAAGCAAACGACAGAAGGAAGCUUUAGCAAUUAAAUCAGGAAACAAGAAAUCUGCCCAAGAUUCAGGUUCUAAAAGUAGAUUGUCAAAUACUUUGUCAAACGGUGGUCAUUUACCCGGUACAAUUGAAGCGCGAAGUGAGAGUAAGAUGCGAAAAAGUGGAAGUGAGUCGUCCAAAAGUUCAGUGCGCGAGGCAGCUAAGCGAGAACUGCAACGACUGCGUGAAAUUAGUAUGAAAAAAAUGGAAGAAGAAGAAAUUGAGCUUAAGUUGUUGGAACAUAAGCUAAAAACGGUUCAACGUGAACGAGAAGAAAUGGAAUCUAGGCACGUACAAGAGAGGCUCGUUGAAGAAACAAGUGAUUCAAGCGAAGAUGAUUCCGGCGAAGGAGAUGCAGAUGAUUUUCUGGAGAAGGUAGAAGCAUGGAAUGCCGGUCAGGAAAACCAACAUCUCGAGGAUUCGGUUGCAGUAUCAAAACACUCAGUUAGUCUUCCUGCUCAAGCAAAACAAUCGACCAUGAAUCAAGACGAAAACAGAAAGCGAUCAUCAGGAGCGAAACCUAAAUCAAACCGGGCUUGUCGUGAAUCGAUUCCAGGCAGCAUUAGCAGCAUAGUAAGUGAUUUCGAGGCUCCAUGUGGUGUUAUGAGGAAAAGGUUGCCUGCAAUUCAAAAGGUUCCAACACAUCUCCAGAUAGCUGCUAGACAAGUGUACCCCAAAACGUUGCCCAAGUUCUCAGGAAGGCCAGAAGAGUGGCCAAUGUUCAUAAGUGCAUACGAGCAAGCUAAUGAAUCUUGUGGUUUCACUGACGCAGAGAAUUUGGUUAGGCUUCAAGAAGCAUUGUUGGGGAAAGCACUUGAAACAGUACGCAACCGUCUGCUGCUUCCAGAGAACGUUCCGAAAAUUAUCGAAAAGCUUCGCAAAAGGUUUGGAAAUCCUGAAAUAUUAUCCACUAUGCUAGCUUAUCGUAUACAACGCCUUUCGGGACCCAGUUCGGAAGAUUUAGAAUCUUUGAUCGAAUUCGGCAGUGCUGUGGAAGAGUUUACUGAACAUAUGAAAGCGGCUAAACUUUUCGACCAUCUUAAAAAUCCAAUCCUUAUGAAGAGUCUUGUGCAGAAGCUCCCUCCGUGUUACGUUAUGGAAUGGGUUGAGUUUAAACGUCGCUGGUCUGUGGUUGACUUGGAAACUUUCGGAAAUUUUAUGGAGGAGCUAGUCGAUAAAGCGUUGGAAGGUACGUUUGAGCAGUUUGGUGCAGAUGACGUUAUAAAAGGAAAGAAACGGGAGAAAUUCGGAACCAAAGGACUUGUGAAUUUGACGGUUGCCGAGCCACACGAUCAUUGUGGUACGUGUACUCAAAGGGAAUCGACAACAGAUAUGCAGAAAAACCAACAAGCUGUCGGAGCUAUUCGGACCGUGACGUUAGACCGCAGCUGUUCAGUUUGCAAGAAACCCGGACAUUUCGGAAGAAACUGCAACGAGUUUUUGAAGUUGAACUUAGAAGAAAGAUGGAGUACUACGAACCGAUUACAAUUAUGCCCUUUAUGCCUUUUCAAUCACGGUGGAAGAGAAUGUUUUUCAAAGCGAAAAUGUAACGUCAACCAGUGCCAAAAAAGGCAUCACCCAAUGUUACAUUGGGAACCAACUGAGGGGACAUACGCUAUCAGAAAUUGUAACAACCAUCAUCGUUCAGAUCACUCAGUUCUCUAUCGGAUAAUGCCAGUAACCCUAUACAGUUUGGAGAAGCAAGUCCAUGUAUUGGCUCUUAUCGAUGAGGGUUCUUCCAUCACUUUGAUAGACAACGAAUUAGCAAAUCAGUUAGGAGCGGAAGGAGAACAAGAACCAUUACAAAUGUCCUGGGCCAAUGGAAUGAGUUCCACUGAAAAUGAAUCGUCAAAGUUGACUCUUAAGAUUUCUGGUAAAGGAAGUGAUAAGAAGUAUGAUUUGCUUGAUGCCAGAACGGUUAAAAAUCUAGACCUACCAAUGCAAGAACUUAGUGAAUUUGAAUUUGAAAAGAGGUACAUGCAUUUUGAAGACAUCAGAAUCCCCACCUAUAGUGUGUCUGCCCCAAAACUUUUGAUCGGUAUCAACAACAUUCAUUUGAUUGCCCCGCUUGAAUCCCGGGUAGGGGAACUUGGUGAACCCAUAGCAGUUCAGUGCAAGCUUGGUUGGACACUGUAUGGACCAAGACCAGGAGUUAUAUCAAAUGUUAAUUUCAUGGGACACCAUCGCUGCAACUGUGAUAAAUGUUGCAAGUCAGAUCGCGAAAUGAACGACGCUUUGAAACAGUACUUUCAGCUCGAAGCUGUUGGAGUAUCUCCUGUACCUCUUGAAACGAAAGAAGAUCUGCGGGCCCGAGAGAUUCUACAAAAAACGACAAGACGAGUAGGCGAGCGUUUUGAGACGGGUCUUUUAUGGAGAGAAGAUAAAAUAACCUUCCCAGAGAGCUACAAAAUGGCCGUGAACCGAGUGCGUAGUUUCGAAGCUCGUAUGAAUCGAAACCUGGGAGUAAAGGAAGCAAUUGAAGAGCAGAUAGCGGAUUAUAUAGCGAGAGGCUAUGCGCAUCGCAUAACGCAAAACGAGCUUAGAGAAACGAAGCCGGAGAAAGUAUGGUAUUUGCCACUCAAUUUCGUAACUCACCCGAAGAAACCUGGGAAGAUUCGUCUUAUUUGGGAUGCUGCUGCUAAGGUGAAAGGAGUGUCGUUAAAUGAUAAACUGCUUAAAGGACCAGAUAUGAUCACUUCGUUGCCAGCUGUGAUCAAUGGAUUUCGAGAGAGGAAAAUAGCUUUCGGCGGUGAUAUACGACAAAUGUUUCACCAGAUACAGAUUCGUGCAGAAGAUCGACAAGCUCAACGCUUUCUUUACCGAUCGAAUUCCUACGAAGAACCGCAAAUUUACGUUAUGGAUGUCGUUACAUUUGGAGCUAGGUGCUCGCCCUGCAUUUCCCAGUUUGUCAAGAAUCUGAAUGCUCGCGAACAUAAGGAUGAGUGUCCUGAAGCAGUCGAGGCUAUCGUUAACAAACACUUCAUCGACGAUUAUUUCGAUAGUACAGAUACGGAGGAAGAAGCUGUAGAACGGGCAAUAAGUGUCAAAUCGGUUCACGCCGCCGGAGGAUUCGAGAUUAGAAAUUGGGUCAGUAACUCCGUGAAUGUCCUAGAGAAACUCGAGGCUUCGAUUCCUGAAUCAAGUGAAGUAAAGCUAAUUAAAAUAGGUGGUGACGUAGAGAGAGUUCUAGGAGUGAGCUGGAGUCCCAAGGAAGAUGCCUUUCAAUUUUCCACCGAAAUGCACAGGGAUCUCGAGCCGUAUAUGACAGAAGGAGCAUGGCCAACAAAACGCAUAGCUCUAAGAUGUGUUAUGAGCAUGUUUGACCCGAAGCAGUUCCUGGCGCCACUGUUAAUCCACGGAAGGAUAUUAAUGCAAGACGUGUGGCGUAGUGGUAUCGGCUGGGAUGAUAAACUGGAGGAGGAUCAAUUCAAGCAAUGGUUGAGGUGGAUUAGUCUAUUCCCACUGAUUGAGAAAGUUCGCAUACCACGAUGUUAUUUGGGAAAUAUGCCCUCUUCAGCAUAUGAAUCGGUACAGCUACAUAUUUUCACUGAUGCAGGAGAAGAUGCCUAUGGCUGUGUGGCAUAUCUAAGAUUCGUACAUGAGGGAGCCAUACACUGUUCUUUCGUCGAAGCUAAGGCUAAGGUUUCCCCGUUGCAACACAUGUCAGUUCCUAGAAAAGAACUACAAGCUGCAGAACUCGGCACACGAUUGGCAAAAUCGAUAAGCGAAACACACUCUUUCCUCAUAACCCAAAGGGUAAUGUGGACUGAUUCUCGCGCUGUAUAUUCUUGGGUCAGAUCCGAACGCAAAAAGUAUAAGGAAUUCGUUGCGCAUCGUGUUGGACAAAUAUUAUCUGUAACAAACCCAGAAGACUGGCGUUGGGUGCCGACAAAGAACAAUCCAGCCGAUGAUAUCACGAAGUGGGGAAAGGCAACAGAAGUCCAUUCAUGCAGUCGUUGGUUUCAAGGUCCUGACUUCUUGUACGAUACGGAAGAGCAUUGGCCCGAUCAAUGCCAAACGUUGAUUAACGUUGAAGAAGAGUUUCGAGCGCGAGUGUUAUUCCACGAGAUACUUCUGCCAGAAGGACUGUUUCAUCGUAUAAAUCAGAUAUCUCGUUGGAAUGUCCUGGUUCGAAUGGUCGCUACAGUUUAUCGUUACAUGGGGAACUGCAGAAAGCUAGCGAAAAACUACCCGAUUGAAGCUUUACCAACAAAUGAUGAUAUGUCUAAAAAAUCAAAGAUUCCCAACGUUGUUGUUCCACUUCGGCAAGAAGAGUAUAUGUUAGCAGAGAACUGUUUAUGGCGUAUCGCUCAAAAUGAUGAAUACGGAGAUGAGAUCGUCACUUUGACUAGAAAUCAGAAAUUACCGAAAGAAGAGAAGAUACCACUUGAUCGAACCAGCACUUUGUAUGAUAAAUCACCAUUUUUGGACGAAUACGGAGUAAUACGCAUGGAAGGUAGAACCGAAGCAGCAGAAUACAUGGCGUACGACUCUAAAUUCCCAAUCAUUCUCCCUAAAAAUCAUCUGAUUACGUGGAAGUUAAUCGAGUAUUUUCAUCAACAAUCAGCUCAUGGUAGCAGAGAAAUGGUCGUGAAUGAGAUACGUCAGCGUUUCUAUAUAGGAAAUUUGAGAUCCAUAGUGGAAAAAGUUUCCCGUGAAUGCUUGUGGUGUAAGAUUAGGAAAGCUAAACCUCAUAUACCACGAAUGGCUCCUUUACCAAGACAGCGUAUGGCGGCAGGAGCUGAACCAUUUUCUUUCGUCGGCAUUGAUUAUUUUGGACCAUUGGAAGUUGCAGUUGGAAGGAGACGCGAGAAACGUUGGGUUGCGUUGUUUACGUGUAUGACAACACGAGGAGUUCAUUUGGAGGUCGCACACAGCUUGACAACAGAGUCGUGCAAAAUGGCAAUCCGCCGAUUCGUGAAGAGGAGGCGUAGUCCAGUUGAGAUAUUUUCGGAUAAUGGCACAAAUUUCAUCGGAGCUAGUAGAGAAUUGUAUGCAGAAAUCCACAAAAUUCACGCAGAUUGUUCGGACACGUUCACAAACGCAAGAACACGUUGGUCGUUCAAUCCACCUUCGGCCCCUCAUAUGGGAGGGGUAUGGGAGCGAAUGGUUCGCUCAGUGAAAGAAGCUUUAAAUACAUUAUUGGACGGUGGUCGGUUGACAGACGAAAUCCUGUUGACAACACUGGUUGAGGCUGAAGAUUUAAUCAACUCGAGGCCAUUAACUUAUGUAUCUACAAAUUCCAUAGAUGAUCCGGCUGCAUUAACCCCGAAUCAUUUCUUAAAAGGAGUCUCGGCAGAAUGUUUGCCACCUCGAAAUCCCGUAGAAACAGCAGCAGCACUAAGGAGCAAAUAUUGUCGAGCUCAACAGCUCGCAGAUAAGAUGUGGGAACGAUGGUGUCGCGAGUAUUUUCCGGGACUAAACAAACGACCAAAAUGGUUCAACGAAAGUAGACAAAUUAAACCAGGAGAUUUAGUCUUCGUUAUGGAGGACAAUCAUCGAAAACGAGGAUUGGUGACCAAGGUGUUUGAAGGAUCUGACGGUCGGGUGCGAUCAGCAACAGUAAAAACCGACAAAGGAGAACGGAAGAGACCUGUCGCGAAGUUAGCAGUGCUUGAAAUUAUUGAGGAGUAA
Molecule: messenger RNA, 6717 nt
Organism: Uranotaenia lowii
Lineage: Eukaryota; Metazoa; Arthropoda; Insecta; Diptera; Culicidae
Exons: 2
Coding region: 730-6717 (1995 amino acids)
Biological process (GO): DNA integration
Molecular function (GO): nucleic acid binding
Source: RefSeq, a predicted model, not a curated record